This is a messenger RNA of Clarias gariepinus (North African catfish), 1579 nucleotides long. It is a transcript of the gene stx19, whose product is annotated as syntaxin 19. Gene Ontology annotation, biological process: intracellular protein transport; exocytosis; synaptic vesicle fusion to presynaptic active zone membrane. The transcript has 2 exons. Bases 210 to 1097 code for a protein of 295 amino acids. The record is from RefSeq and is a predicted model, not a curated record. Gene Ontology annotation, cellular component: plasma membrane; synaptic vesicle; endomembrane system. NCBI's taxonomy places the organism in Eukaryota, Metazoa, Chordata, Actinopteri, Siluriformes, Clariidae. Gene Ontology annotation, molecular function: SNARE binding; SNAP receptor activity.
UGUGUAACUGAGACUAGCAGGAGCUGAGGGAGUUUAAUUCCUGCCAGUUGCUUUAAAGUGGUGAAUGCCUCUAAGGACUUGAUUGUUAGGAUAUUCUGUUCUCCCUAUGGACUUAUGAUGCAGCGUCACCCAACCCUACUGGGAAUAAAACAUAGGAGAACGCCUCCAGCACCUACUGUCUCCAAGGUUUUCCCCUUUGGGCUUCAGUCAUGAAAGAUCGUUUAGAAGAGCUCCGUCUGCAGAUCAAAGCCAAUCAGCAACGUCAAGAUGAUUACUCUUUCAACCAACAUGAGGAGGAAGAGCCAAUGUCCUUUGUUGGCCGGUGGCCACAAGCUGUGCUCUUUGAGACUGAGCCGGUGCUGGAGAACUUCCUGGAUGAGGCCAAGCGUAUUCGUGACAGCCUUGAAGAUCUGGAGGCUGAGGUUAAAAAGUUCAGCCAGCAGCAGAGAAACUUUGUGGCCACAAUGCGGCGCCUCAGCGUCAUGAAAAAAGAGAGCAGCUUCACUCGGGCUAUAAAGCUGCAGGCUGAGAACCUACAUAAGAAACUCGAUGCCCUUUCAAAUCAGGUUAAGCUCACUGAGACUGCACUAGGGGCAUCAGCUGCCACAUCCCGCAUCCAACGUUCCCAGUAUGAUGCACUCUUCCACCGGUUCCAGGAGAUCAUGCGUCAGUACAAUGACUCGCUCCUGAGCAAGCAAGACAAAUGCAAACAGUUCAUCAUCAGGCAGCUGGAGAUCUCUGGCCGAGAGGUAUCAGAGGAAGAAGUGGAAAAGAUGGUAGAACAGGGUAAGUGGGAUGUUUUUAAUGAGAACAUUCUGGUGGAUGUCAAGAUCACUCGCACACAGUUAUCUGAGAUAGAACAGCGCCACAAAGAACUGCUCACCCUUGAGAACAACAUGAAGGACCUAAGAGAACUCUUUUUAGAUGUUUUUAUGCUUGUGGAAGAGCAAGGAGUGCAAAUUAACAAUAUCCAGGCCAAUGUAGAGAAGACUGAGGACUAUGUAAUGGUUACAAAUGAAAAAUUCAAAUUGGCUUCGAGAUACAGGAGGAAGAACCCUUUAAGAAGACUGUGCUGCUGCUGCUGCCCAUGGGCCUGAAGGAGGCUACACUGUGUAGUAUGAAGGGCCUAGACAUAGAGUGAACUCGAGAAAUGUAUAUAAGCACGAACAAUGUCUGUAAUAAAAGUAAAACCCUAGCUUAAUUUAAUACAAGUAAAUUUGUGUAGGAUCAAGACCCCAGCUAUCAAUAACACAAAGGAUUAAUUUUGGUUAUGUAGAAAACAAUAUUUAUGUAUGAUAAAAAUGUAUAUUAUGUCUAGCCUACAUUUAUUUUGCUGUGGUCAACCGCAUUUCACUUUAGAAUUUAAUUUAAAUGCAUAUUGUUUGUGCGUGUGUGUGUGUGUGUGUGUGUGCAUUUUUUCAUUCAACACUGCUGUUUCAGAGAGAAAAAAAAAGACUUUGUUUGCUUCUUUUCUGUCAUGCUUUCUUUAUAAUUGUGUGUGAUGAUUUAAAAAAAGAUGUUUCAUGAUGACUAAAUAAUAAAUUAUGUGAAACAUUUACAUAAUAAAAAUAAAAUGUUU